UGUCUCCCUAUCCCUCCUGGUCUUCUCCCUGCUCCCGCUCCCGGCUCCCGCUCCUCCUCGGGACCGGCAGGAUGGUGGACUUGGAGAGCGAGGUCCCUCCCCUGCCCCCCAGGUACAGGUUUCGGGAUUUGCUGCUGGGGGACCAAGGGUGGCAGAACGACGACAGGGUGCAAGUUGAAUUCUAUAUGAAUGAAAAUACAUUUAAAGAGAGGCUGAAGUUAUUUUUCAUCAAAAACCAGCGAUCAAGUCUAAGAAUACGAUUAUUCAAUUUCUCCCUCAAGUUAUUAAGCUGCUUACUUUACAUAAUUCGAGUGCUACUGGAUGAUCCUAAACAAGGCUAUGACUGGUCACAUAUUAUUUGGGUGAAUAGAAGUCUACCUUUAUGGGGCUUACAGGUUUCAGUGGCAUUGAUAAGUUUACUUGAAACGAUGCUUCUUGGUUACCUGAGUUAUAAAGGAAACAUCUGGGAACAAAUUUUCCGAAUAUCCUUCAUCCUGGAAAUAAUCAAUGCUGUUCCCUUCAUCGUCACAAUUUUUUGGCCUGGCUUAAGGAAUCUUUUCAUCCCUGUCUUUCUGAAUUGUUGGCUUGCCAAACAUGCUUUGGAAAAUAUGAUUAAUGAUCUUCACAGGGCUAUUCAACGUACGCAAUCUGCAAUGUUUAAUCAAGUUUUGAUUUUAAUAUCGACAUUACUGUGUCUUAUCUUCACUUGUAUUUGUGGAAUUCAACACCUGGAGCGUGCAGGGAACAAGCUGACCCUCUUUGACUCCCUUUAUUUCUGCAUAGUGACGUUUUCUACUGUUGGCUUUGGGGACGUCACGCCUAAAUUCUGGCCCUCAAAACUGUUUGUCGUCGUGAUGAUCUGCGUUGCUCUUGUAGUGCUACCCAUCCAGUUCGAGCAACUCGCCUAUUUGUGGAUGGAGAGGCAGAAGUCUGGUGGAAACUACAGUCGUCAUAGAGCACAGACAGAGAAACAUGUUGUACUCUGUGUCAGUUCUCUGAAGAUCGACCUGCUUAUGGAUUUCUUAAAUGAGUUUUAUGCUCAUCCUCGUUUACAGGACUAUUAUGUGGUGAUUUUGUGCCCCACUGAAAUGGAUGCUCAGGUACGAAGAGUCCUGCAAAUCCCCAUGUGGUCGCAAAGGGUUAUCUAUCUUCAGGGCUCAGCCCUUAAGGAUCAGGACCUGUUGAGAGCAAAAAUGGAUGAUGCUGAAGCCUGCUUUAUUCUGAGCAGCCGGUGUGAGGUAGACAGGACAUCGGCUGAUCACCAAACAAUUUUAAGAGCGUGGGCCGUUAAAGAUUUCGCUCCAAAUUGCCCUUUGUAUGUUCAGAUAUUAAAGCCAGAAAAUAAAUUCCACAUCAAAUUUGCUGAUCAUGUUGUGUGUGAAGAGGAAUUUAAGUACGCAAUGUUAGCAUUAAAUUGUAUCUGCCCAGCCACAUCAACCCUGAUUACUCUGUUGGUCCAUACUUCCAGAGGACAAACAACAACCUGGGAAGCUUUUAGACCUCUAACUGGAACCAAGCAGACUUUUCACAGAGAGGGCCAGCAGUCACCAGAACAGUGGCAGAAGAUGUAUGGACGUUGCUCUGGCAAUGAAGUGUACCACAUCAUCAUGGAGGAGAGUACAUUUUUCGCUGAAUAUGAGGGAAAGAGCUUCACAUAUGCCUCUUUCCAUGCACAUAAAAAGUUUGGCGUCUGUUUGAUUGGUGUUAGGAGAGAAGACAAUAAAAAUAUUUUACUAAAUCCAGGCCCGCGAUACAUUUUGAGUUCUACAGACAUUUGCUUUUACAUUAAUAUUACCAAAGAAGAAAAUUCAGCUUUCAAAAACCAAGAGCAACAGAGAAAAAACAAUACAGCAAGAUCAUUCUAUCAUGGGACUUCCAGAUUACCAGUGCAUAGUAUAAUAGCCAGCAUGGGCACCGUAGCUAUAGACCUUCAAGAUACCGGCUGCAGAUCCUCAAGUGGACCAACUCUGUCUCUGCCCUCAGAAGUGGGCAAAGAAAUCAGAAGACCGAGCAUAGCUCCUGUUUUAGAGGUUGCAGACACAUCAUCUAUUCAGACAUGCGAUCUUCUCAGUGAUCAAUCAGAAGAUGAAACUACACCUUCAGAUGAUGAAGUAUCUACAAACUUAGAAUAUGCGAAAGGCUACCCGCCUUACUCUCCAUAUAUUGGAAGCUCACCCACUUUUUGUCAUCUGCUCCAUGAAAAAGUGCCAUUUUGCUGCCUAAGAUUAGACAAGAGCUGCCAACAUAAUUAUUAUGAGGAUGCAAAAGCCUAUGGAUUCAAAAAUAAACUGAUUAUAGUUGCAGCUGAGACAGCUGGAAAUGGAUUGUAUAACUUUAUUGUUCCUCUCAGGGCAUAUUACAGACCAAAGAAAGAACUUAAUCCUAUAGUUUUACUAUUGGAUAACCCGCCAGAUAUGCAUUUUCUGGAUGCAAUCUGUUGGUUUCCAAUGGUUUACUACAUGGUGGGCACUAUUGACAACCUAGAUGACUUGCUCAAGUGUGGAGUGACCUUUGCUGCCAACAUGGUGGUCGUGGAUAAAGAAAGCACCAUGAGCGCUGAAGAGGACUACAUGGCUGAUGCCAAAACGAUUGUGAACGUGCAGACACUCUUCAGGUUGUUUUCCAGUCUCAGUAUUAUUACAGAGCUGACUCACCCAGCCAACAUGAGAUUUAUGCAGUUCAGAGCCAAAGACUGUUAUUCUCUUGCACUUUCCAAACUAGAAAAGAAAGAACGGGAGAAAGGUUCUAAUUUGGCAUUUAUGUUCCGGCUCCCUUUUGCUGCUGGAAGGGUGUUCAGUAUCAGUAUGUUAGACACGCUCCUAUACCAGUCAUUUGUGAAGGAUUAUAUGAUCUCUAUCACCAGACUUCUGUUGGGACUGGAUACCACACCAGGAUCAGGCUUUCUUUGUUCUAUGAAAAUUACAGAAGAUGAUCUUUGGAUCAGAACGUAUGCCCGACUCUAUCAGAAGCUCUGUUCUUCUACAGGAGAUAUUCCCAUUGGAAUCUACAGAACUGAAUCCCAAAAGCUUACAACAUCUGAGUCACAGAUUUCUAUCAGUGUAGAAGACUGGGAAGACACCAAAGAUACCAAAGAGCCCACGCACCAUCGCAACAACCAUCGCAACUCAACAUCCAGCGACCAAUCGGACCAUCCACUGUUGCGGCGGAAGAGCAUGCAGUGGGCCCGGAGGCUGAGCCGGAAAGUUCCCAAGCACUCCGGCAAAACCGCUGAAAAGAUAAGCCAGCAGCGCCUGAACCUUUACAGGAGGUCGGAAAGACAGGAGCUCGCGGAACUGGUGAAAAAUAGAAUGAAACACUUGGGUCUUUCCACAGCGGGAUACGAUGAAAUGAAUGAUCAUCACAACACCCUCUCCUACAUCCUGAUAAAUCCUUCUCCAGACACAAGAUUGGAGCUGAAUGAUGUUGUGUACUUAAUCCGCCCCGAUCCAAUGGCAUAUCUACCCAACAGUGUCCCCAGCCGGAAAAGUAGCAUUGGCCAUACCCCCGGACAAGAUGGUAGAGAAGAAACCCAACUUUGAUAAAUAUGAAUACCAAUAACUGACUAUUUUUCUACAAAUACAUUGAUUCCGUCAAGCCUAAUUCCUAGGAAAAAGUGAUAUUGGCAUGAAAGGAAUGCACUGGAAAAGCUUCAGUUCCUUACAAACAGAACUCUUGCACUUCGAUUGUAGCUGAUUUAUAAACUUUGUAUGCCAUUUUUUUUCCAGUGUUCAUUUGAAAUACUUUACCGGACUGAUUCUGUGAAACUGUAAACAGUAAGGGAAAAGGACUGAUAAUUGAAGAACAACUGAACAGUGCAGACUUCAAGACAGGAAAAUGACAAUCCAAUUUGAAGGAGAGUAUAAGAAAUCAAAACUCUUUCCGAGAAUCUUCUGCACUUUCGAUUGGUUGUAAGCUCCUUGAGGGCAGCCAACUUAAAUAGUAAUUUUAUUGCACUCUUCCAAGUGCUCAGUACAGUGCUCUGCACACAGUAGGUACAAUUGAUUGAUUGAAUCUGCUGCUUCUAAAAGAGUGCAUGGCAAGAGAUAGUCUUUCAAAUGAAACUCUGUACCCAUGUCCAAAAAUGUCAGUGAACACUGAUAGACAAUGUUUUAUGUGUAUAACUACUGUAACAGAAUAAUACUUUGCUGUUAGAGUGCAGAUAUUCAGUUCAUUUAAGCCUUUG
Tachyglossus aculeatus (Australian echidna) is the source of this 4183-nucleotide messenger RNA. RefSeq names its product potassium sodium-activated channel subfamily T member 2 (gene KCNT2). Gene Ontology annotation, molecular function: intracellular sodium-activated potassium channel activity. NCBI's taxonomy places the organism in Eukaryota, Metazoa, Chordata, Mammalia, Monotremata, Tachyglossidae. The transcript has 29 exons. Gene Ontology annotation, biological process: potassium ion transport. Gene Ontology annotation, cellular component: membrane. The record is from RefSeq and is a predicted model, not a curated record. Bases 72 to 3539 code for a protein of 1155 amino acids.